Molecule: messenger RNA, 1684 nt
Organism: Tigriopus californicus
Lineage: Eukaryota; Metazoa; Arthropoda; Copepoda; Harpacticoida; Harpacticidae
Exons: 5
Coding region: 26-1201 (391 amino acids)
Source: RefSeq, a predicted model, not a curated record
GUUCGUGACAUUUGACGAAGAAACAAUGAAGGAGCCUCUCUUAUCGGGGACAUACUCCAUCCAGAAGCCUUUGGGUCUGUGGAAUUAUCAUUAUCUAAUAGGUAGAGAAGUGAUAAGUCCAAAGUGUCGUAUAGACCUUCAAAUAGCAAAGGAGCAUUACGGUUGGGAGAUUCGAUUAAGUUGUCUCCAAGUCCCAAAUUCGAAUACCGUUUUGGAAAUUCAAGACGUUUAUCGAAAAUUCCUUAAAACAAGUGUGUUUGGUUACCCAGCUGAGGUGUUUUGGAAUGUUCGGGGUCAAAAUGGUCUAUUUGCCCAAGUCACAAUUGGAACAUUGGGAACUUUUGACAUCAAAGGAGACUUUUCACAAGGAGGAAUGAGUCUUUCCAUUCUCAAUAAAGGCUCAGGACGAUCUUUGAGAGAAUUCUGGACCAAGCGGAUGACUGAAGAUGGAUUGUACUCAAUGGCAGCGUCCAAGAUUAGCUCUCUGCAUGAGGGUCGGAGGCAUAGUUUACAAAUUGCCAAGUCUGGUGAUGACGUCACAAUAAGUGGAGCAGCUUUUAAAACGACGAAAUUUCGAAUGGACGAAGACUUCGACUUCAAAUUGAAAGACGAUUUGAAGAAAGUAAAUAUGAAGCGAUUUGGACCAGCAAGAUAUCUGAUUGGGUUAAAAGGCAAUUCAGAAAAUGAGGAAAAAUGGAUUGCCUCAUUUCACGGAACAAAGCUCAUUUUGGAUGGACGUAGUUUGAAGCAACCCAUGGAUACCCGAUAUAUUUGGAUUAAGCGACCCCUAUUUGUAGGAACGUUUAAUCUCGUUCAAGCAAUGGGUAUCUCUAAAUAUGGUGCGUUUUGUCGAUUCCCUCCAAUCUUGAUCACGACAAUGAAGCAUCAAUUGGGUUCAAAUUGGGUCUUUGAUAUUUGUGAUGGAAAGAUCUUGAUCGAGUCCACUUCGGUUUUGGUGCCUUUUUCCCGUUCCUUCUUUCUCGGACAAGAAUUCUUGGCCAAUCUUCCUGGCUUCACCGAUCCUUUCACGGUCAAUGGAACCCUUUACAGCGAUUUGAUGACCUUCACGAUGGCAAAUCCUAAGAUAUCAUUCCUUAUGACCAUGAAGUUUACUUCAAAUUUUGCCGUCUUCACGAAUCAGAUUCAAGGGACAACUAUCUCGUACAAGCUAUUGUUCCAAAGAAUCAUGAAUCCCUUCUAAAUUUCAAAAUGGAACCCUAAAUUACCUUUCAACUCCCCCCGUGGAACAUGGUGUAAGCCUGUCUUCCCUGGCGCCUUUGUCCAUUCAAUUUCAAGGAUUACCUCCUUUUUCCAUCACUCUUUCUUUGCCUCCUCCCCGNCCCCCCCCCCAAAUUCUUCAGUUCCACUCUUUGUGAAUGUCCAUUUAUGUGUUCCACAUCCGCCCUCUGAACUGAUCGUCACAGAGUUGCAACACCAUUUAGAAGAAGAAAAAACCAGCUUUGGAACUGCUUUGGACCCUUGUAUUGCAAACGUCAUAUUUUUACAUUUACCGUUUUUUGGACCACUUGACAGAUCUGUAAAAGUUUUAUUAGCCUAAUGGGACCCCAAAACAAGUUUCCAAGUCUCCACUAUGGAAUUCUAUGAUGGGCGUUAGAAAUAUGUUUGAGUGCUUGUAGCCUGGGUGUCAUUUUAAGAGAGCAUAAAUAUCCAUUUGAAUUGGCAA